Molecule: messenger RNA, 1364 nt
Organism: Ostrea edulis (European flat oyster)
Lineage: Eukaryota; Metazoa; Mollusca; Bivalvia; Ostreida; Ostreidae
Product: molluscan insulin-related peptide 5-like
Exons: 3
Coding region: 81-605 (174 amino acids)
Cellular component (GO): extracellular region
Molecular function (GO): hormone activity
Source: RefSeq, a predicted model, not a curated record
CAAGGGAUAGGCUAACGUUUUGUCUGCGGGAACUUCGUGCAGGAUUUCACCCCAGGAUAGAGUAACCUGGAUUUGUUCAGAUGUCGAAAGAAAACACGUGGUCCGUCGUCCUCCUGAUGUUCGUCCACCUGCUGUGUCCCGUGCUCUGCGGCUUUGACAAGGUGUGUACGUAUGAGAUCUACCAGCGAGGGGUUCACGCCCAGGGAGCCUGCGGGGACUCGCUCUCCGACAUUCUCGCCCUCGUCUGCAGUAAAUCCAAAAGGUCCGCCCGCGUCCGACAAGACAAACAUACUGGCAUGCCGAAAUAUAAUGCUACUAUGCCUGAAAGACUCUUCCCGUCAAAAAGAAUAAGCCAGCUCGCCAACAUAAAACUACAGAAUCCAGUCUUGAAUAAUAAACUGUCAGCCUGGAAAUUUGUCAUCAAGAAAUUCUUCUCGAACAAAGAGAGAGCACUCGCCUUCCUUGUCGGCGACUCGGCGGCAGCCAAUGGCCAGAAAAGAGGAGUAAAACUUCCCCCCGUAAAACGAUCUGGAGACAUGAACAUAGUCUGCGAGUGCUGCUACCACAGCUGCGAACUAGAGGAAUUCCAAGAUUACUGUGAAUGACAGACAGCUAGUAUACCAUUCCGGCACCACCCUGUUGUUGUCCAGAAUAACAGUCCAUUACUCAGUGGUGGGCCUAAUUUAUGUUGAUGCAUGGAUUUUAAAAGUUCCCCCUCUCCUACUGAUGAAGUUUAACUAAUUUUAAAAUACCAAAAUAGAUCGUGUAUCUAUAUAUAGACAGUAUUGUAAAGCAUUGUGUUACGGCAAAAACCAAAACCUGCCAUACUUCCUCCACAUGCUAGAAAAUUUGUCCUCAGUUUUAGUUCUGAUGAGUCUGUUAGGUCCCAGUUGUGGUAAUUCAGGUCACAUCUUGUCUUUCAUAGGACGCAGUUAUUUAUACACGCAUGUGUGAAUUGUUUUUACAAAAUGUGCAGUCUGUAGAGAAUUAGAAUUAUUUUAAGGUGGAUCGAUCCUCAUGUGAUUUAUCAAUAUCAAUGGUUGAAAGUGGGAAAACUGUAUUAAUUUCCACUCAAUAUUGUUAAAUUUGAUUAAUAACCAAAGAAAAUGUGUAUGCUGCCACAUUUUUAAAGCUGUCAGACAUACAUAAACAGAAGGGACUGAUUCACGAUUUCCCCCCAAAUUUUGAUUUUUACUUUAAAUGAUCAAAAUCUAAAGUCCAAUAUGUUUAGAAGGUUUCACAAAAAAUUAAGGUUAUUCGUCAUGACAGAGGCUCAUUAUAGAGAGUUUAUUAUUUGUUUUGAAAACAAAGAUUGAGGUGUGUUAUUGUUUACGAUGUUUUCAAAAUAAAUGGAUAUUGUCCAA